Messenger RNA from Plutella xylostella (diamondback moth), 2047 nucleotides. Its product is annotated as organic cation transporter protein. The record is from RefSeq and is a predicted model, not a curated record. NCBI's taxonomy places the organism in Eukaryota, Metazoa, Arthropoda, Insecta, Lepidoptera, Plutellidae. Gene Ontology annotation, cellular component: membrane. Gene Ontology annotation, molecular function: transmembrane transporter activity. Gene Ontology annotation, biological process: transmembrane transport.
CUCGUUAAGGCGAAGAGAGGAGCUCACGGGCAACAGAUAGUCAACGUUACUAUCCGCCUUACCUACCACUUCGUCUAUAAAUAAAGUAAUAAUAGACACGACAUUGUAGAAUACAUCGCGUAGAGUGAUACCGUGUAGAUAGUUUAUCAAAUAGUUAGAAGUGAAAAAUACAGUGUGGUAAAUUUUGAUGCUGCAAAUUGUACAUUAGAAGUUGUCAAGACAAACAUUGUCUACCGGAAGUUUUAUAGUUUCGAUAGCACUAUUUACAGUCAGAAUUCGGGCCUUAUCAUUUCUAGGAGUUAAUUUUAUGUGUACGGUGUUCUCUCUUGGUCUGAAGUGAUAAAAAAUGAGUCUAGAAAAGCCUGAAAAGAACGUGGACCUCGAUGAUGUUCUGCGCAAGUUUUCUGUGACACAGAAGUAUCAUGUCGUUUUUGGUCUUCUUCUAUUCAUUGCAUUUGCGUCGAAUUCUCUGACUGGAAGUCAGUUCGUAUUCGCUGCCGACUAUGUUCAAUACAAAUGCGAUAAUUCAAUUAAACCCUGUAACGAGAGUUCGUCAAACAAUGUCACAUUUGGCAAACAAUUUGACCAGCAGUGUUAUGAGAGGGUACCUCUAGAUAGAAAUUCGACUUGCGUGGAAAUUGACCAAUCAGAAGUGGUACCUUGUAAUAAGUGGAUCUAUGAAAACCCUAAAAGUUUUGUUGCAGAGUUCCAGUUGGCGUGUCAGGAAUGGAAAAGGACGUUAGUGGGAACGGUGCACAGUUUCGGGAACAUGGUCGGAUUGCUUCUAGUCGGACCCAUAUCGGACAGUAUAGGACGAAAAAAAGCAUUGAUAAUAACUGGCAUCCUUGGUGGAGUGUUGGGUGUAGUCAGAAGUUACGCCACCAACUAUUGGCUUUAUGAUGUACUACAGUUAUUGGAAACUGCUUUAGGAGAUGUGUGCUCUCCGGCUUUCAUGUUAGCUAUUGAAAUAGUACCAGCAAGAGAUCGAGCGAAAUUCUUCGUAGUAACAAAUUUGGGUUACCAAUUUGGGAGUUACAUACUCGUACUAUUAGCUUGGUUUUAUCCAAACUUUAGAUCAUUUUUACGAGUUCUGUAUGCACCUCUACUACUGUUUGUUCUCUACGGUUAUCUCAUAGAUGAAAGCCCAAGAUGGUUGCUCGCUAAAGGAAGAAAAAAAGAAGCAUUGGCUAUACUAGAAAACGCAGCUAAGACUAAUAACAUUGUUCUGGAAAAAUCUUUACUAGAAAACUUGACGUGCGAAACGGAAGAUAAAUCAGAAGAAAUAGGAUAUUUAACACUACUCAGAAGGACUUGUUCUUCUAAGAUCUUGUUACAAAGAUUUCUGAUUUGUGUAGUUUGGUGGUUUACUAGUACAUUUGUAUCAUAUGGAUUAACAGUAAACUCAGUGUUGUGGGGAGGCAACAAAUAUCUGAACUACGCAUUUAUAACAACAGUUGAAGUACCUGCCGUUUUUAUGAUGGGAUAUGUUAUGAAAAGAUACAAGAGGAAAAAGCCUUUAAUGAUUUCAUUUUCUUGUGCCGCUGUGUUUUUCCUCAUUCAACCUUUACUACCAUCUGACAUGACUUGGCUGUCCAUAGUGUUUUUCUUGCUGGGAAAAUUUAUGGCUUCAAUAUUUUUCAACAUAACAUACGUGUUUACGUCGGAAUUGUUUCCUACUCACACAAGAAACUCAAUGCAUGCUCUAUGCUCCUCCAUUGGAAGAAUCGGUUCAAUAUUGGCACCACAGACGCCGUUAUUGUUGUCCUACUGGGCCGGUCUUCCAGCUGUGCUGUUCGGUUCAGCAUCAGCCCUCGCGGCCAUCGUCACUAUAUUUGUCCCGGACACAGCGGACGACUCGCUACCUGACACCGUGCACGAAGCUGAAUUUGUCGGAAUGAACGAAGAUACGAGAAAAGAACAAGAAGUCAAAAUGAUUUAAAAAGUGAUUAAGUACAUAUUUAUGGCUCAAAAUAUUGUUCAACAAAGUUCGAGUUCUUGCUCGAAAACCUUAAAUUCUGGGCUGUGUAAUUGGCUCGAAAAUAACACU